This is a messenger RNA of Thelazia callipaeda (thelaziosis nematode), 2646 nucleotides long. NCBI's taxonomy places the organism in Eukaryota, Metazoa, Nematoda, Chromadorea, Rhabditida, Thelaziidae. The record is from the annotation of a GenBank genome assembly.
AUGCAUUUCAUUUUCCGGAAUGAAUACAGGGAUACGAAUGGUGAAAAUGUGUAUCAUGUUUCGGAUUCAUUCGAUAGUGACUUAAUGCUUGAAAUUGAUAGUUACGGAAAAAGUGUAUCAGCAGCAGGGCUUGAUCGUACUCAAGAAGAUCUGAACAAAUAUCGACAACGUAUUGAUGCUAACAUAGAGCAUCAAAAGGAAUAUUCCGAUAUCAUUAGUGCAUUACAACACAAGGUUCAAGAGUAUCGUCAACAUAUAGCAGAUCUAGAAGGUCGAAUAGCAACACGCCGAUCCGAUGAGCCACUGCCAUUCACCUUCAUUGAUUCGAGUAUAUAUGCCACUGAUAUAAAAUACAAGGAUGAAAUGAUAUGGAGUCCAAAGAAAGGCUUAGAUGAUGCUGCUGAGUAUCAACUUUUGAACAAACUGGAUGAGGAACGCAGAAAAGUGGAUGAUUAUCGAAUACAAUUAGAGCAAGAACGCAUCCAGAAUGAUCAAUUGCUGCAUGAAAACGAACGUCUUCGCCAACAGUUUGAAACGAACAUUCGAGAAAACGAACGUAUUUUCAAAACUAGAGAAAGAAAUCUGGUGCAGUAUCUGAGUGAUGAACAAAAAAAAAUGAUGGAUCUAUGGGCUGAACUACAGCGGGUUCGCAAACAAUUAUCUGAGCAUAAAGAACAAACCGAGCAUGACCUGGAAAAUCAGCGAAAUGAGUUUAUCCGUGUGAUUCGAAACGUUGGCGGCUUAGCUAAAUUGCUAAAUCUUGGCGGAGUUCAGAGUGGACAUGGAGGCAUCUCAGAGCCUUUGCUGAUUGAAAAUGGUCGUGGAGGAAGUGAAAGUAUAAGUCAAGAUAGUAUACUCAUUGAAGCGAUUAACAGAAUACGUGAAAGCCAGCGACAUUCAAGUCAGCCAAAUUUGCAACUGCCGAGUCAAUUCAAGCUUGCAGGUGCAGUAGCCGGUGAUGUCGACUUAUACAAUGAACUUAUGAAGAAUGAUACGGAAAGGUGUCGAAUUUACAGAUAUGAAGAAUGCAUUGAACGGAAUAUUGAACUUGAGUCUAGAGGAAAUGAAUCUCAUCGAAAGAUUUCUGCACUUGAAGCAGAGCUUCGACGUACUAAAGACCGUCUCUUAGAUAACCAGGCUGCACUUCGAAAAAUGCACGAACUGGCUCAAGAUGCUUCACGUGAUCCUGAUCGAGAGAAAAGAACUCGUUCGCUUUCUCCAAGUGGUACACCUCUUCCGCCAUCGGAAGCUCUACGUAGUGUUCGUAAUAUCAUUCGUAAUAAAGAUAGUCAGAUUCAACAACUGGAGAGGAAAUUAAAAAUGGUUGAAAGUCAGGUCAAAGAUUUUAUGAACAAAUUCGAACAUGCUGAUGAAGCAAGACGUUAUUUGGAUAAACAUCUGGCUGAUAGCAAACGCGACCUGACAAACCAGAUCAAAAACCUUGAUGAUGCAGAACGUCAACUGAGACGUUUGGAAGAGCGUCUUCGUGCCGCUGAUUUGGAGAAAGUAGCUGCUGAAAAAGCGAAAAAAUUUCUGGAAGAAGAAAUUAAUAAGCUGCAUCAACAGUAUCAGAAAGCAACAGCAGAAGAGGAACGCAAAGCUCGCGACAAGGAACAAGAAAUCAACAUAGGAUUCGAAAAAGAAUACAAAGACCGCAUUAACGAAUUAAUGCAUCGCAUCGAGACAAUUCAACGAGAUAAUGCGAAGUUAAAAGCGGAAUUGAAUACAAUGAGAGAUAAAUAUAGAGAUAUCGAAAAUGAAUAUAACAUUACUUUAAGGAAACUUGAAGAAAAGGAUGCUGCUUUGCAUCACUUUGACGAAAUUAAGCGUCAAAUGACUAAUGAACUGGAUCAGCAGCGGAGUCGUUAUAAUGCAAUCAGUUCUGAAUUUGAAAAAGUAAACAAUGAAUAUGAAAAUACUAGCAAAGAGAAAGUAGCAAUCGAACAAACUUUACGUGAAAUCAAGCAGCAACGAAAUGAUUUCAGUAAGCAAAAAGAUGAGCUUUCUCGGCAGACAUUCGAUCUGAAGCACUUAAUAGAGAACGAAAAAGCAGCUAGAGAAGAAACAGAAAAAGCAAACAUCCGUCUUCUGCAAGAAGUUGAAAAAACUAAACUUCAAAUAACAGAUUACGAAGAUCAGUUAAAUAUGUUGCGUAGGCACAAUGACGAGCUAGACACACAAAUCAAAAGUGGCCAAGCUAAAAGCACAACCAUUGAGAAUGAUUUAAUUACAAGUCAAAGAGAAACUGUUCGAUUAAAUGAACUUAAUAGUCGUCUCCAGAGAGAAAAGCAAGAAGCCAUUAAUCAGAAACUUAAAGCCGAAAGUGAUCUGGAAGCAAUGAAAGAACAAAGUCGGAAAAUGGAACAGGAAAUUGAAAAACUGAGAGCAGAAAAUCGAACAAUUAUUGAAAAAGAAGAACAUACUCGUGAUGCUUUGACGCAACGCAUGAAUCGUGCUCAUCUCCUAGAGAAGGAACUCGAAGAAGCUAAGCUGGAAAUUGAAGAACUUAACGGUGGAUUUUUUGAGAUGAAAUAUUUAAAUUUCUUGGCGAGCAUCAAGCGUUUAGAACGAGAACUUGCCGGUCGUACUCGUAGCGCACGGAAAGAGUCUGAGGAAACAGGUCAAUUUAAAAGAUUUGAAACAUAA